CAGACGCCUCCAGUCCUUCUGGGAUGCCUUCUUCUCAUCAUGGCUGAACUCUUAGCUUCGUUCGACUACAAUGCAGACUGAAGAACGGUUUGCAAAGCAGAGCGAACAGGCAUGGCAAACUCCACCGAGACGAGAGAGGUGCCUGCCGCCGGCAACGGGACGAGCAAUAGCUGUGUCCCGGACAACGCCACCCAGUUCAACUUGACGUCCCACGAGCAGUCCCCGGACUUCUACAUCGUCCUCCCCGUGAUCUACUCCGUGAUCUGUGCCGUGGGUCUGACUGGCAACACGGCGGUCAUCUACGUGAUCCUCAAGGCCCCGAAGAUGAAGACGGUCACCAACAUGUUCAUCCUGAACCUAGCCAUCGCCGACGACCUGUUCACCCUGGUCCUGCCCAUAAACAUCGCCGAGCACCUUCUGCACUACUGGCCCUUCGGGGAGGUCCUCUGCAAGAUCAUCCUGUCCAUCGACCACUACAACAUCUUCUCCAGCAUCUACUUCCUCACGGUGAUGAGCAUCGACCGGUUCCUGGUGGUCCUGUCGACCGUCCGGUCGAAGCGGAUGCCGCACCGCACCUACCGGGCGGCUCGCAUCAUCAGCUGCUGCACCUGGAUCCUGGUGACGCUCAUCGUCUCCCCCUUCUUCGUCUUCGCCGACGUCUACAAAGACGACUUGGAGAUCCAGAGCUGCGGCCUCAACUUCCCCAAGCCGGAAAGGUUCUGGUUCAAGGCCAGCCGGAUCUACACGCUCAUCCUGGGCUUCGCCAUCCCCGUCUCCACCAUCUGCAUCCUGUACACCAUCAUGCUCUACAAACUGAGACACAUGCACCUGAACUCGAACGCGAAGGCCCUCGACAAGGCCAAGAAGAAGGUGACGGUGAUGGUCUUCAUCGUCCUGGCGGUGUGUCUUUUCUGCUGGACGCCCUUCCACCUCGCCACCAUCGUGGCGCUGACCACGGACUUGCCCCAGAGCUCCCUCGUCAUCGGCAUCUCCUACUUCAUCACCAGCCUGAGCUACGCCAACUCUUGCUUGAAUCCCUUCUUGUAUGCCUUCCUCGACGACAGUUUUCAGAAGAGCUUCCGGAAGAUGCUGGAAUGCCAGGCUGCUUAA
Molecule: messenger RNA, 1110 nt
Organism: Gekko japonicus
Lineage: Eukaryota; Metazoa; Chordata; Lepidosauria; Squamata; Gekkonidae
Product: neuropeptides B/W receptor type 2-like
Exons: 1
Coding region: 112-1110 (332 amino acids)
Biological process (GO): neuropeptide signaling pathway
Cellular component (GO): membrane; neuron projection
Molecular function (GO): neuropeptide binding; neuropeptide receptor activity
Source: RefSeq, a predicted model, not a curated record